AAAUAAUGCAAAAAUCGGUGCCAUUAAAACCAGAGCAGUAUAUAUGUUGUGUCCCCAACAUGGCAUCUUCAAGAUGGCGUCGAUCACCGACGAAAUAGCGUUGAAGGUACCGCACUUUUUCACUCUCUACAAAGAUGGCCGUAUCGACAGGCACAGGCAACCGGGCUACGCCCCGGCGUGCGACGAUCCGGCCGCCGCCGUCCGGUCCAGGGACAUCGUCAUCAAUCCGGAAACCGGCGUCUCCGUCCGUCUCUACCUCCCCAAAAUCACCGAUCCCGAGAAAAAGCUCCCGCUCGCAAUUUACAUCCACGGCGGGGCAUUCGUGAUGGGAUCCACCGGGUGGGUCACUUAUCACAACUUCAUCACCUCAGUGGUCGAACAGGGGAAGGUAAUUGCGGCGUCGGUGGAGUACAGAUUGGCGCCGGAGCACCCUCUCCAGGCCGCCUACGACGAUUCCUGGGACGCCUUUCAGUGGGCCAUGUCCCACCGCAACGGAAACGGUCCAGAUCCGUGGCUCAACGGCCACGCCGAUUUCGGGAGCGUUUUCCUGGGCGGAGAGAGCGCCGGAGCAAACAUAGCCCACGACGUCGCCCUGAGGGCGGGAUCCAGCGGCGAUUACAGGGAUUGGGAGAUUUCGGGGUUGUUUCUGAUCCACCCAUUUUUCGGAGGAAAGGAGGUGGACCAGCUGUAUAAGUUGCUCUGCCCGGAAAGCAGCGGCGUCGACGACGAUCCGCGGCUGAAUCCGGCGGUGGAUCCGAGGCUGGCGCAGAUGGCGUGCAAGAAGGUGCUGUUUCACGUGGCGGAGAACGACUUUCUGCUGGCGAGGGCGAAGGCGUAUUACGAGGCGUUGAAGAACGGCGGCGUUUGGAAGGGAGAUUUGGAGAUUCUGGAGGUUGAAGGGGAAGGACAUGGUUUUCACUUGCUUAAUCCUGCCAAUCCUAAGGCUGGCAUUGUUUCCAAGGAUCUGGUCACUUUCUUAUCCCAAUUAUAGGAUGUAACUAAUUAAUUGUGCAAUAAUAAUAAUAAGGAGAAAUGGAAUUCAAUAAUCCGACCUUUACCCGGUCUUCAUUAAACGGUCCGAUUUAUUGAAAAUCCAUUAAAAAUCUCAGCUUUGCCUGUCAUAUUCCCUAAUCAGUCCAGGAGACUUAAAGUAAUACUUUUUAAAAGAACGGUCAAUUUGAGUGGGAAAUCAGAAUUUACCCUUCUCAAUUUUGACUUCAUCUAAUUAAACCUACUUUUAAUCAAAGCCAUGUUUGACCCAAUUAAACUUAAAACAACGACCUCACUGUGUUGUUUCACAAGAGGAGUAAACGGAGCCUAGCAACAGCGAACACCUAGUUGAUGCUGGAGAUAGUAGACGACUUUCAUCCCCGGUAAUUCCAUUUCCAUACGACUUGCAAAGAGCUCUUCAUCUAUUUCAUAAUAAACGACAAUGGUCUGCAGGUUAUUCAUACAUGCUCUUAAUUUCAUUUUUAAUAUGCUUGUAUGCGAAAUUUUAAUUGUAUACCAAGAAUGAAUAACUUGCAGAUGAAUAACUUGCAAAGAGUUCUUGUAUCCAUAAGUGCUUAAUUGUAUGCAAGUUAUUUCAUCAAAACCUUCUCUUAUUACCUCUAUUCAAUUUUUGUUAUCCAUCGUGUGUUUGAUGAAAUGCCAAAGUCAGAUACCUAAGAAUGGUCUUGAAGUACAAUGACAUUUUUGGAUAAACAUGCCACAACCCAAUUCGUUGAACAUCAUUUUAGAGUCAUUCAUUUCUAUUCCUUACUAGAAAUUUGACAUAUGAUAGUUUAUAUCCAAAAAAAUCUUAUAAAAACACUAAAAACAGUUUGCAAGUUAAUUAGUUUUACAUAUGAUUUCAUUGUUAUGUAGGUUACAAUUGGAGGAAUGGAUAGCCUGACCUUAAGAUUCUGGCACGGAGGUUCGUUUAGGAAGAUAAACAAGAAACUUGUUUAUUUGAAUGGACAAAGUAAUAGCUUUGAGAUCGAUCCUGAUGAACUAUGCUGGUUUUGGCUUGAGGAAUUGGCAAAAAAAUGUGGGACUUACAAUGUCAUUGAUCAAAUUUUCUACUUGAUUCCUGGAAUGACUUUGGAUAAAGGACUAAGGAAGGUUUACAAUGAUAAAGAGGUGCUAGAGAUGUCUGCAAUACUAGUGCAGUCUAGGUCACUAGAUAUGUAUGUGCUGCAUGGGCUCGAUGAACCGGACAUGGUGGAGAUGUUACCAUCAAAUGCUGAAUAUUCACAAUUAAACCAAACAUUUGCUACUGAGGAACAUAUAGAUGAAGAAGCAGAAACACUCUUUGAUGAUGGUGGAGAAGGUGGAUCAACUACUGGAGCACCCAAUGCAACUCAAGGUGGUGUAAAUGAUGAGGUUGACCCAGUUUGUGAUGAAGAUGAAACACAAGGUGAAACUGAAGUAGAAGAAGAGGCUGAAGUACAAGAAGAGGCUAAAGAACAGGACGAGGGGGACUUGGUGGACUCAGAGGAUGAAGACUUGAGUGUGAAUGACUCAGAAGUUAGUGAUGAUGAGUACAAAAUUGCAAAGAGUAGGGUGAAAGAAUGCAAGAAUAAAUUUUUAGAACUUGCAAAACAGCUUCAAAAAGAAGCAGUAGAAGGUAAGCUCCAAGGGCAAAAAAAACCUCCAGCAGACAUGGACUGUGAAAAAGAUGGUUUUUUAAGUGAGUACGAGGACAGUGAUGAGGACAUUGACACUCCACCAGUUAGUGAAGAAGAAAACUUGGCUGAAAGUACGAAAACAAAGGAGAAAACUUCAGAACUUGUGACUUCUGAAACUGAUUUUGCUAAGUUUAAGUGGGAGUUGGGUCAGAGAUUUGCCACUAGGUCUGAUUUUAAGAAUGCUGUUGCCAAAUACGCUAUAUUACAAGGUCGGAAUCUGAGUAUUGCUGUGAGUAACAAGAAAAGGGGCCAGAGACUGGGGGUGAAAUGUGCAGAAGGGUGUCCUUUUAAGUUGUAUUGCUCUUGGGAAUCUAGACGAGCCACAUUUGUUCUCAAGUCACUUAAAGGGAAGCACACCUGUCGUAGAAAUAUGAAAAAGAAUAAACAACUCAAGUGUCCAUGGGUGGCGAGGGAGUUUCUUGAAGUGUUUAAAGCAAGACCCCAUUGGCCUGCAAAAGAGAUAAUGGAAACUGUGAAAAGAGCUUACAAGGUGGUAAUUAGUAGGGCAUUUGCAUACAAAGUGAAGUUCAACUCUCAUAAAAUGCUUCAUGGAUCAAUGCAUGAACACUACCAAAAGUUGGGUAGGUAUUUGGAUGCUUUGAAGAAGUGUAGCAUGGGGACUGAAAUACAAUUGGUGACAGAUGGUAGCCAACAACUUUCCUCUCCAGUUUUUCAAAGGCUUUUCAUGUGUUUUGAGGGGCUACAACGUGGAUGGAUUGACGGUUGCAGGAGGAUCAUAUGCGUUGAUGCUUGUUUUUUAAAAACUUUCCUUGGAGGACAACUAAUAUCUGCCGUGGGAAGAGAUGGAAACGACCAAAUGUACCCAAUCGCUUGGGCAGUGGUGGAAGGUGAGAACAACAGGUCAUGGGAAUGGUUUUUCCAGCUUCUUCAAAAAUGCUUGAACUUGGGAGAAGGCGAAGAUAUUUGUAUCAUAUCUGAUGAACAUCAGGCUAUACUAAAUGCAGUGUGCGCAGUUCUCCCUCAAGCUGAGCAUAGGCACUGUGCGAGACAUAUAUUUGCUCUAUGGCAUAAAAGGUUUAGAGGUGAUGAGCUUAAACUGAUGUUCUGGAAGAUCGCUAAAUCAUACAACAUGGCUGAUUAUAACCAAGCAUUCGAUGAGUUGGCUGAAUUAAAUAAUGACACUGCCACUGCAUUCAAGGGCUACAAUCCUAGUUGUUUCUGUAGAGCGUUUAUGAAAACUAGCUUCAAAUGUGAUGCCAUCACGAACAACAUGGCUGAAACCUUUAAUGGGUACAUCAUAAAUGCCAGGACCAAACACCUAAUUUAUAUGUUGGAGGAUAUCCGGGCUGCUUUAAUGCAAAGAUUAGUUAUAAAACGUCAAGAGAUGGAGAAUGCAGGUUCUAGCAUUUGUCCUAGAAUAGAAGCUAAACUGGAAAUGGAGAAGGCAAAGGCCGCUUACUGUGAUGUUCUACCAUCAACUUUAGUGACAUUCCAAGUGAAUAUGAACUUAGACAGUCUGAAUGUGGAUCUAGCAGCUAGGACAUGUACAUGUAGAAGAUGGGAUAUGUCAGGUAUACCCUGUUGUCAUGCCAUAGCUUGCAUCUUUUUCCUUCAUCAUGAACCAGAGGACUACGUAGAAAGUUGUUAUAAAAGGGAGGUGUAUUUAAGAGCAUAUGCAGGGUCUAUACCCCCGAUUGAAGGUGAGAGGCACUGGCCUAGGAUAGAGUGUCCUUUAUAUCCUCCUCCUAUUAAAAUUGGACCUGGUAGACCAAGAGUGAAUAGGAAAAAAGACCCAUUUGAAGAUCCGAAGAAGAGCGGGAAGCUAACUAAACAUGGUAUGGAAAUUACAUGUAGCAUUUGUCAAACUAAAAGUCAUAACAAGCGAAGGUGUCCAAAUAGAGACUCAAAUGUGGUCCAAGAACCUCAAGUUAAGAAAGCUAGGGGCCGCCCAAGAAAUGAUGGAAAAGCUACACAACCUUCAUCAUCAACAACACUACCAGCUACACAUCUUACUGCCACAGCACAACCCAAUAGGAUAGGAAAGAGGGGAAGGGUUAUUAAAGGAGGUAGAGGCAUUGUGGGUGAAAGGAAUCAGGUAAAUGCAAUUACAUUUACGGGUUUUUGUAAUAAGGUUACUGAUGUAUGACAUCAAUCAUAUCUUAGUGCAGGUUCCAGAAGGUUAUGGGGUUUUUAUUGGUACCGAUGGGGCGACAUAUACUAAUGUAAUUUCUUUUGAACCCUCUAAUAUUGAUUUGAUUUAUUUUUUUGAUAAAAAAAGUUUGGAACUUAACUGGGUAGUGUCACAGUAGUAAAGAUAUUGCAUUCUCUGACUUAUCAUUUCUGUGCCAUCUUGGAAAUUGUGUGGCUUGCUGGUUCCAGGUCAGGGAGGUCCAAGAUUGGUGACUCAAAGCCAAGCCUCCAUGUGUGAUUCGAAUAUGGGAAAUUUGUAGAUAAUGCAAUGAAUAGAAGAUGGUCAUUCAGAGAUCUGAGCUAUGUGGUCAUUGUUAGAUCUGUUUAGUGACCAUUUGUUUUUGUGUUUUGGUAAUAUGUAGUUGAAGGGAAUGACACUAUAUUUUGUGGUUUUGUAUAUGGUCAGUAGAAGCUAAGUUUAGAAUGCUAUGAAUGAUUUGUAAUAUGUAAUUUACUAGAAACCUAUUUUGAAGUGCCAUGACAUUAUAUUUUUGGGUUAAUAUGAUAUGGAUUGUAAUAGUU
Cuscuta epithymum is the source of this 5342-nucleotide messenger RNA. The record is from the annotation of a GenBank genome assembly. NCBI's taxonomy places the organism in Eukaryota, Viridiplantae, Streptophyta, Magnoliopsida, Solanales, Convolvulaceae.